Aspergillus wentii DTO 134E9 is the source of this 2646-nucleotide messenger RNA. RefSeq names its product putative actin polymerization protein Bzz1. The record is from RefSeq and is a predicted model, not a curated record. Gene Ontology annotation, molecular function: protein binding. The coding region runs from base 257 to 2449 and encodes 730 amino acids. The transcript has 6 exons. Gene Ontology annotation, biological process: regulation of actin filament polymerization. Lineage: Eukaryota; Fungi; Ascomycota; Eurotiomycetes; Eurotiales; Aspergillaceae.
CCCAGCCAUCUUCCCCGCUUCCGCAUCAUCGCUUUCACCAGGCAGAGCGAAUGAUUGUUUGUUUCCUGCUGGAAAAUCAGGAGAUCAUACAACAACAUUCAGUUGCACAGAGUCGUUGGCGGGAUUAAUCGUGGAGGCUGGCGGCCACAUCAGUUAUUCUAGAAAGUGCUCCUCCUAUUAUUACUUCAACGGCUGUCUUGCAUUGUAUCCUGGCGGGAAUCUCAUGCGCCGUGAUUCUUGAUAAAACCUCCCAAACAUGGCAACAGAGGUCGCUCCCCAUUUUGGGGCUGAGUUGAAGGACUCGUUCAAGCCGGUCAACAAUUGGACAACGAACGGAAUAUCAUGGCUGGAGGAAAUACAACAGUUCUACCGAGAAAGGAGUGCGAUCGAGAAGGAAUACUCGGCCAAGUUGAGCGGCCUGUGCAAAAAGUACCAUGAGCGCAAGGCCAAGAAAAUUAGCAGCCUCAGUGUGGGAGACACUCCUACGAUGACUCCGGGCUCCCUCGAAAGCGCCUCGUUGACGACAUGGACCACGCAAUUGACCGCCGUCGAAGCGCACGCAUCCGAGCGUGAGAAGUUUGCUACAGACCUCCUCGUUCAGGUUGCAGAACCGCUCAAGCAAUCGGCUGCACAGUACGAUGAAUUGCGAAAAUGCCAUGUGGAAUUCCAUGGGAAGCUGGAAAAGGAACGCGACGCCUCUUUCAGUGAUCUCAAGAAGGCAAAGGGCAAAUAUGACGGGGCGUGUCAGGAGGUCGAAGCGCGGCGGAAGAAGAUGGAAUCGUCCUUCGAUCACAGUAAGCCAAAGGCCCAGGCCGCAUAUCAGCAGCAAAUAUUGGAAAUGAACAAUGUCAAGAACACGUACCUCAUCAGUAUCAACGUCACGAAUAAGUUGAAAGAGAAAUUCUACCAUGAAUACGUACCGGAGCUACUAGAUGGGCUGCAAGAUCUCAACGAAAUCCGAGUCGCCAAGCUGAACUCGAUCUGGUCGCUCGCAGCACAACUGGAAAAGUCUUACCUUUCUAACAGCAUGGGACAUAUGUCAACCCUUUUGGCCGAAAUUCCUCGUAACACACCGCAUCUGGACUCGCUCAUGUUCCUUCGUCAUAACGUCACCCAGUCGCAAGAGCCGGCCGACAUGGUCUUUGAACCUAGUCCGAUCUGGCAUGAUGACGACGCGAUUAUUACCGACGAAUCCGCCAAGGUAUUCCUCCGCAAUCUCCUUGGUAAGAGCAAGACGCAAGUCCGGGAACUGCGAGUCGAGGCAGACAAAAAGAAGCGAGAAGUCGACACCGCUAAGAAGGUUAGGGUCAGCGUGCAACAGGGCAAGGAUACCCGCAAUGAGGUUGACGUUGUCCGUGCUAUAUUUUUCUUGCAAGAAGCCCUGCAUGAGGUGGACCGUAAGCGGUUGACAGUGGAGGUUGAAACUUCAACCGUUAUGUCUGUGGUAGGAGAUCUGUCCGUAGGCGCGAAGAACCAUAAUUUCCGAUCGCAGACUUUCAAGAUUCCAACCAACUGUGAUCUCUGUGGAGAACGUAUCUGGGGACUGUCUGCUAAAGGAUUCGACUGCCGGGAUUGUGGAUACACCUGUCACAGCAAGUGUGAAAUGAAAGUGCCCGCGGAAUGUCCAGGAGAGCAGAGCAAGGAAGACAAGAAGAAGCUGAAGGCAGAGCGUCAAGAGCACGCCAACGCCACACCAGCUCUUGACCUUGAGCCCAGUGGAUCUACAAGUACACCAUCUCUCACUCGACAAGAUACCAUGAAUUCUUUGAGUUCAGGAUUCGCAGCCAGCGCGAACCGAAGAAUGUCCAAUGCUACCCAGCCGGCAGCAGGAAGCCCAACAGAAGAUGCACCAACCCCGGUUGCUGAGACCAAGCCUACUACUGCAAAAAGGAACAGAAUUCUCGCUCCACCGCCUGCACAAUAUGUGGCUCCACCACCGACCGAAACCAAGCCUAGUCAGCCGAGAGGAAAGAUGCUAUACUCCUACCAGGCUGGUGGAGAGGAUGAGAUUGAUGUACAAGAGGGUGAUGAUUUGGUGAUUACCGAGCCAGACGAUGGUUCUGGGUGGUUGCGUGUGCGAGCUGGCCCACAUGAAGGUCUUGUUCCAGCCUCCUACGUCGAAGAAACCCCUACGCAAUCACCUAUCCCCUCCGCUAGUCCUGCGUUUCCAAACCGCCCUGAGUCGACAUACUCGACAUCGUCCGCAUCUGUGGCUGGCAGCGCGGCAGCCAAGCGCGUGGGACCAGCAGUUGCACCCCGACGAGGAGCCAAGAAAGUGCAAUAUGUAGAAGCAUUGUACGAAUACGACGCACGCAGUGACAUGGAAUGGAGCAUGGCCGAAGGCGAACGGUUCGUGUUGGUCAACCGGGAUGGUGGAGAUGGCUGGGCCGAUGUGGAAAGAGGCGGAGUCACCAAGAGUGUCCCUGCAGCCUAUAUUCAAGAGGUGUAGAGAUGCUAUGUAUAUUUUUUUGGUGUUCUGAUUCUUUCCUUCGGUUUAUAGUUUGCAUCAUUGGGGGAGCGUUUGGAGCGUAUCUUUUGCUUAGUUUACCUAUUCAUAGGACAUGUGCAUUACGCAUUUCAAUGUCGAAUCGGUUAUUUCAUCUCCUAUACAUGGUUUAUCAUAGAGUAUGAGCCGCUCAAUCCUAU